AUGCGUCUCUCUUAUACCAUUCCCACGAUAGCUGCCCUAUGCGGCCAGGCAGCCCUCGGCGACUUUGUCACGCCCACGUACCCGACGCCGGCCGACCUGAGCAGCAACCACAGCCUGGUCCACGCCGGCUGGAAGAACCUCACCUCGACCUUGGACAGGUACUUUGAGGGCAAGCUCAACUCGUCGCUGGCGGCCGCGUUUGCGGGCGUUGAAAACGUCACCUUCUCCGCGGGCCUCUUCUCGCUCAAGGACCCCGACGCGCUGCAGCUGCAGUACCACCACACGGCCGCCGAGGUCAAGGCCAGCAAGGCCGGCGUGCAAAAGGUCGACGGCGACAGCAUCUAUCGCACCGCGUCCGUGUCGAAGCUCAUCACCGUCUUGGCUGCCCUGCGGGAGCUGAGCGACGACGACUGGCACCGGCCGCUGUCCAAGAUUAACCCAAACUUCAAGCGACAGAUGCAAAACUCGACGGCAGUAGAUAUAAUUGAGACUAUUCAAUGGGACAAGAUUACCCCGUGGGCGUUGGCUACGCAGCUUAGUGGUUUGCCUACACUUAGCUUUCUGGGCGAGAGAUACAAUGCUUCCUUGGCAUCGGAGUACGGCGGUGCUCUUGUCACAAAUCAGACCUCCCUCGGUGCCUGCGUCGUACAAUUCUUCGCCAACCCGCUCGAGCCAAGCUGCUCUCCUGCUGAAAUCAUAUCCUCCGUCAACGUGAACCCGCCCAACUUCCUGCCCUGGGCCACGCCGGUCUACUCGGAUCUCAACUUUAUGCUCCUCGGGCUGGUCAUUUCCAGCAUCACCAACAAGACCAUGACCGAGGUGUACAACUCGGCCGUCUUCCGUCCGCUCAACAUGACCUCGUCGAGCGACAAGAGCGAGAACAAGACGCUGUCGCGCGCCGUCGUCAUCGGCACGCCCGCGUCGUACGCCCAACUCGACUUUUUCCCCUUUACGGCCCCGUCGGGCGGCAUCCUCUCGACCGUCGGCGACCUGCAGAAGCUCGGCCUGGGCAUCCUCAACAGCACGCUGCUCCCCAAGGAAGCGACCGCCAAGUGGCUGAAGCCCGUGUCGCUCACGGCCAGCCUGAGCUACGCCAUCGGUGCACCCUGGGAGAUUCACCGCUUCGUGCACCCUGCCUCGGGCAAGGUGACGGACAUUUACACCAAGCUCGGCGACUCGGGCAGCUACGGCGGCGCCCUGGCCGUCAUCCCGCAGUACGACGCCGGCUUCACCCUGCUCAACGCCGCCGCGGGGCCGGAGCGCUCCAAAGUGGUCCUCGGCAUCCUAGACGCCAUCACAAGCACCGUCCUGCCGGCACUCGAAGCGCAGGCCCUCGCCGAAGCCAAGUGCAACCUUGUCGGCGAGUACAAGUCUUCUGGAAGUGGCGGUGUCGAGGCCAUGAUCAAGAUUGGCUACAACGCGUCGACGACGGGCACCGACGUGCACUCGGAUCUCGUGGUGACCGAGUGGGUGUACAACGGCACCGACGUGCUCACGAGCAAGCUGUUUGGCGGCGCUCCGCUGCGUCUCGAGCAGUCUAUUGUCCGGCCGGGCAAGGACGGCAAGCCCCGCCAGAUUGCCUUUAUCCUGUCCAGCUACAACCAGACGCCGACGUACACGGCCGCCAAGAUGGGCUCCUGGACCGGGCUGUACUACUCUGACGGAGACUUUACGUUUACGGACGGGGUGCGCUGGGGUGGUCAGGAUCCGCGCCGGCUCGUGUUUGACCUGGACGCGCACGGUGCGGCAGUCAAGUGCACGCCGUCGUAUCAGAAGAUUGCGUUGACAAAGUCGAAGAAGUAG
Messenger RNA from Akanthomyces muscarius, 1803 nucleotides. RefSeq lists its product as uncharacterized. NCBI's taxonomy places the organism in Eukaryota, Fungi, Ascomycota, Sordariomycetes, Hypocreales, Cordycipitaceae. The transcript is spliced from 2 exons. The record is from RefSeq and is a predicted model, not a curated record. The coding region runs from base 1 to 1803 and encodes 600 amino acids.